This is a messenger RNA of Mauremys mutica (yellowpond turtle), 1606 nucleotides long. It is a transcript of the gene PSMA2, whose product is annotated as proteasome 20S subunit alpha 2. The coding region runs from base 113 to 820 and encodes 235 amino acids. Lineage: Eukaryota; Metazoa; Chordata; Testudines; Geoemydidae. Gene Ontology annotation, biological process: ubiquitin-dependent protein catabolic process. The record is from RefSeq and is a predicted model, not a curated record. The transcript has 8 exons. Gene Ontology annotation, cellular component: proteasome core complex, alpha-subunit complex; proteasome core complex.
UUCCCGUCAUGCCCGCGCAGCCUCCCAGCCUCCGCCAAUCAGGGUCCGGAGUCGGCGUACGCGGGGAGGUGACUCAGGCCGGCGGCGCUGCUGCAGCGGGGCUCGGACCAAGAUGGCGGCGGAGCGGGGCUACAGCUUCUCCCUCACCACAUUCAGCCCUUCUGGUAAACUUGUUCAGAUUGAAUAUGCUUUGGCAGCAGUCGCUGGAGGGGCCCCAUCAGUUGGAAUUAAAGCUGCAAAUGGUGUGGUGUUGGCAACUGAGAAGAAACAGAAAUCCAUUCUCUAUGAUGAAAGGAGUGUACACAAAGUAGAAUCAAUUACUAAACAUAUAGGUCUGGUGUAUAGUGGCAUGGGUCCUGAUUACAGAGUACUUGUGCACAGAGCUCGGAAGCUUGCCCAGCAAUAUUACUUGGUCUACCAUGAGCCCAUUCCAACAGCUCAGCUAGUACAGAGGAUUGCAUCUGUGAUGCAGGAGUACACACAGUCUGGGGGUGUACGUCCUUUUGGAGUAUCGUUGUUGAUAUGUGGUUGGAAUGAGGGGCGACCAUAUCUAUUUCAGUCUGAUCCAUCUGGGGCUUACUUUGCAUGGAAGGCAACAGCAAUGGGAAAAAAUUAUGUGAAUGGAAAAACUUUCCUUGAAAAAAGAUACAAUGAAGAUUUGGAACUUGAAGAUGCCAUUCACACAGCUAUCUUAACACUAAAGGAAAGCUUUGAAGGGCAAAUGACAGAAGAUAACAUAGAAGUUGGGAUCUGUAAUGAAGCAGGGUUUAGAAGGCUGACUCCAACUGAGGUUAAGGAUUACUUGGCUGCGAUAGCCUAGUAGUCAGCAAGACUGUGGAUUCACAUGGAUCUUUUUAAUUUUCGCUCCCUAAAUGUUUGUUUGCAGUUUCUGCAUCCUUAUUUCUACAUGGUUUGUCUGACUGAUAUUUUAAAUAUUAUCCAUGCAAAUGCUCUGGUCCUAAUACUGAUACUUGGAAUCUGAAUACAAAGAAUUAUUCCCAUUGAUACAUGGAAUCUUUGUACAUGAAAUUGUACAAAAAUAAAAGUUAGCUUUUAUAAGCUUUCAUUAUAACUAAUAAAACAUACAAAAGGCAGUUUUGUGCAGAAUGUUUGUCUGUAAUUUUCUAUAUAAAGUUCAAUUUCAGUAUAAUUAUUUUAUUAAGGAAGCAUACAUUUUAGUAACAAGCACAUAUAGCCUCCGCCUUGGAGCUAUGCCAGCCAAACUAAAUUGAUAUUGCUUUUGUUUUGUUUUUAAAACAUGUGAGGGCAUGUGAAUAUUACUUAACAUUAGGAUUUUAUUUAUAGUGUAAUAUAAAAAAGCCCAUAUAAUUGGCUUCAGUGAAGUUUGUCCAAACAUGGAAUUAUCUAAAUCUCUGCUACAUAUAAUGCAGAAUGAGCCAAGUCCUCCAGGUAUGGUGUGGAUCGCUCAAAUAGUUCAGUAAGAGUGCUGCUUUUGGACACUAGAAUGAUUAAACCCUGAACUUGCAUGUCUGCUAAUACAGGUGUUCUGUUACUGGAGUGUUUCAUAGCUCAAGAACUUGCAUUUUUCACAAUUGAAGUACUGUUUGAAUUGAUGUGGGAAAAUAAAGAUCCUGCUAGCUAUCAA